UGAUUGGCUAAGGUUUCGCACGUAAUCCAAGUUGACCCCCCAAACAACUUUAACCAAACCAGAGCCAUAGAAGGAGAGAACUCUGAACCAAACGAACACGGAGACGCCAAAACACGAAAGGCUUGAGUUUAUCAGAAGAGAUUAGAUGCAGAUUUCAGUUGUGUGUUUAUGAAGAAUGAGAGGCCAAUGGAUCCACUAACAGCAUUUAAGAGAUCAGACGUAAUGGAACCCGUCUGUAAAAAGAUGAAGAUUGAUCAGCCUGUGAAUCAACCACAAUAUAUGUGUCCUCAAUUCAGCCAUGAUCCUAAAUUUAAUGAAGACCUGAACACAUUUAAAUCAAAUCUGAGAGAGAAGUUUCAGUGUUUGUUUCCAGGAACAUCAAAGCAGAGAAACCCAACACUACUGAAUGAGAUCUACACAGAGCUCAACAUCACAGAGAUUAAAAGUGGAGAGGCAGAAGAGACACCAAUCAAAUGUAAUGACAUCUUUAAACCUUCACCUGAACAACACAAACACAUCAGAAGUGUGCUGACGAAUGGAUUCGCUGGCUUUGGAAAAACAGUCUCUGUACAGAAGUUCAUUCUGGACUGGGCUGAAGAGAAAGAGAAUCAGGACGUCCACCUCAUAUUUCCACUUCCUUUCAGAGAGAUCAAUUUGAUGAAGGAAAAAACACUCAGUCUUUUAGAUCUUCUUCAUCUUUUCUUCCCAGAGACAAAAGAAAUGGAAAUCUUUAGUGAUAAAUAUAAAGUGUUGUUCAUCUUUGAUGGUUUGGAUGAAUGUCGUCUGUCUCUGGAUUUUAAAAGCAAACUGAAGUUGUGUGAUGUACGUAAAUCAACCUCAGUGCACGUGAUGCUGACUAACCUCAUUAAGGGGAAUCUGUUUCCCUCUGCUCUCAUCUGGAUCACCUCCAGACCAGCAGCAGCUGAUCUCAUCCCCUCUGAGUGUGUUGAUCGAGUCACAGAGGUACGAGGCUUCAGUGAUCCACAGAAGGAGGAAUACUUCAGGAAGAGAAUCAGUGAUGAGAGUCUGUCUGAUCAAAUCAUCUCACAUCUGAAGUCAUCCAGGAGUCUCUACAUCAUGUGCCACAUCCCAGUGUUCUGCUGGAUUUCAGUCACUGUUCUAGAGGGAAUAUUGAGUAAAUCAAUAAUAAGAAGAAGAGAGAUCCCCAAGACUCUCACUCAAAUGUACACACACUUCCUGAUCAUUCAGACGGACUUCCUUAGAAAUCAGAAGGACUAUAAGAAAAAUAAAGAGAUGAUCUUUAAACUGUGUAAACUGGCUUUUGAACAUCUUCUAAAAGGCAAUCUGAUCUUCAAUGAUGAAGACCUGAGAGAGUGUGAAAUUGAAAAAUCAGAAGCAUCAGUGUACUUAGAAUUGUUUACUCAGAUCUUCAGAGAGGAGUUUGGUUUGUGUCAGAGAAAAGUUUACAGCUUUGUUCAUCUGAGCAUUCAGGAACAUCUAGCAGCUCUACAUGUGCACUUUAGCAAUGCAAUGUCGACUGCAUUUAUAAUGAAUCCAAAUCCUUUAAUACUUGAUGUGUAUCAGAGAGCUAUAGAUGAUACUAUGAAGUGUAAAAAUGGACAUCUGGGUCUUUUUCUUCGUUUUCUUCUGGGUUUGUCACUGCAGUCGAAUCAGAAUCUCAUACCAGGUCUGAGGUUACUGACAUGCUACGACUUUCUGGUCAAUGAGAUAACAAUCAAAUACAUAAAAGAGAAGAUCAGGAAGAAUCCUUCACCAGAGAAAUCUAUCAAUCUGCUUCACUGUCUAGAAAAACUGGGUGAUCCUUCACUAGUGGAAGAAGUCCAUAAAUAUCUGACAUCUAUAACAUUAAGUAAAAGCAAACUCUCUUCAUAUCAGUGGUCAGCUUUAGUUUUGUUGAUGCUGACAUCAAAACAGAAGCUGAAGAAGUUCGAUAUGAAUACGUUUCUUAAAGGAAUCAGUGCUGAAUCACUGAAAGUUCUUAAGGAGCUGCUGCCUGUGAUUUGUGAAUCCAGAUCAGUUCAAGUGACGCCCCAGCCAAACCAGUUGAUUCAUUGCAGUUUGGUGAAGCAUCCGUUCGAAAAAUCACGUCAAAACAUCACGUCCUGGUGUAUAAGUUACAGUGAAUGCACUGUAAAUGAGAGACGAAGGUUGUAUUUGUGUAAUAUCACAGAGGAAGGUUGUGUUGCUCUGUUUUCAGCUCUGAGAUCAAACCCAUCACAUCUGAGAGAACUAAAUCUGUCUGAUAAUAAACUGAAAGAUUCAGGAGUAAAGCUGCUCUCUGCUGUAAUGGAGGAUCCUCACUGUAAACUGCAGAUACUGAAGUUGAGUAAAUGUAAUAUCACAGUUGAAGGUUGUGCUGCUCUGACUUCGGCUCUGACAUCAAACCCAUCACACCUGAGAGAACUGAAUCUGUCUAAUAAUAAAAUUGGAGAUUCAGGAAUGGAGCAUCUCUCUGCUGUACUGGAGAAUCCUAGGUGUAAACUGGAGAGACUCUGGUUGUGUUGUUGUAAUAUCACAGAUGAAGGUUGUGUAGCUCUGUCUUCAGCUUUGACAUCAAACCCUUCACACCUGAGAGGACUGAUUCUGCCUUUUAAUAAUCUUGGAGAUUUAGGAGUGAAGUUGCUGUCUGCUGUACUGGAGAAUCCUCAGUGUAAACUGGAGAUGCUGAGGUUGAGUCAAUGUAAUAUCACAGAUGAAGGUUGUUUUGCUUUGACUUCAGCUCUGAGAUCAAACCCAUCACACCUGAAACAUCUGAAUUUGUCUCAUAAUUAUCUGGGAGAUUUAGGAGUGAAGCUGAUCUCUGAUCUGAAAAAUGAUUCAAAUGAUAAACUGAGAAGAAUCACAGUGAAGUUGAACAAGAGUUAAAACAAUUGGCCUUCACCAUUGGCCUCUUCAGUCAACACAAGCAAAAAGACUUUAAGACAACAUCCUGGGCCCAGUUUUUCAAAAGUAAUCCACUAGGAUUUUGGAUAACGGAUUGGAUCAAAUCUUGAAAAUGUUUUUUUUAAAAGAAAAAAACGGAUUACAUAAUUGAAAUAGAUCACGUAAUCCAAUCUGGGUUUUGAUCCGGAUCAAACCUUUAGUUUGGGUUUUUCAGAACUUUUUUGUUGGAUUUGGAUCACUUUGAUCCAAAAAAAUCAGAAGGGUGGAUUCAGCGUGGAUUUCAUGUAAUGAAAACUUUAAAAAUGUAUCAAAUAAUACUAUAUUUGGAUCAUGCAGUAUCUUGCAAGAUAAGAAACAUGUUUUGACAAAAAUGGAUUUAUCUCGUUUUGCAAUGAAAUCUUCAUAUAUUCAGUGUUUGUGUUGUAGGUCUCAGAUGAGCGGACUGCUGAAAGAGGAUGGGGUGGGGUUUUUCUUGUUUUUAGUAAACUUUAGUAAAUUAGUAAACUAUUCUUCCUAAGUGCUAGGAUACUGUACAUUUCAACAUUUGAUAGAGACAUGAGAAGAAAUAGAUGCUGAGUCAAGUGUGUACUGUAUUCAUUAUGAUCCCAAUAAGUGUUCACGGAUAAGAUGAACACUUUUUUAAUAAUGGGGAAAGACAGAGAUUGAAAGAUCGCUCCACUAAUGAGAAACAUUGUGAUUACGUGAAUGUGUGAAGGUAUAAAAUAUUAAGGGUAAUCCAAAAACAAACAUUGCUGUUCAUCCUGCACUUUGUUAAAAAAUGUAAUGUGAAGCUCUAUCAUGUGAUUGUUUCAGCUGGCUAUCAUUAAAGUUUUAAGUUAGGACACCUGUGAGGUUACCAUAAUGUUAAGACCGUUUUUAGGAUGUUUUGUCAAGUUAGGAUGCUUCUGUAAUACCACAUAUUCAGUCUACAAAGAUGUUACUCUGUUCCUUUCCCAUGUCAAAAAAUGCCAGUAACCAAAUCA
Messenger RNA from Paramisgurnus dabryanus, 3848 nucleotides. The record is from RefSeq and is a predicted model, not a curated record. NCBI's taxonomy places the organism in Eukaryota, Metazoa, Chordata, Actinopteri, Cypriniformes, Cobitidae.